GAGCUUUUACCUUCGGAAUGAUCGCCGACAGGUUUGGACGAAAAGUUGCCUUCACGACGGCUUGCUGCAUCUACAUUUUGGCCGGGCCAAUAGUCGCCUUCACCAGUCUUUACCAACUUCUCAUAGCCGCGAGGGUUUUCAUCGGAAUCGCCGGUCUCGGUGCUUUCGAAAGUGCCUAUUCUAUCGUGUCAGAGAUAUCACCGCCGAAGCUGAGAUCUACCUUCGGGGUUCUAUACAACCAAAGUUAUCCGGCAGGAAUCUUGGGAGUUUCUUUGAUCGCCUACUACGUCAGGGAUUGGCGAAAUCUUCAACUCUGUGUUUCAUUGCCCGCUCUAUUCCUUGUUUUUCACGUAUGGCUGAUCCCCGAAAGUCCCAGGUGGCUCUACUACUCGGGACGUACGAGCAGAGCCUGGGCCAUUGUUGGGAAAUAUAGCGACGAAGACCCGACAGCAAGGCAUAAACGCACGAGCGGAUCCACCAGAACAGCUUCACAGAAAUCGUUAUCGGCGCGAAUUCGUGCUGCGAUUGUUAAUUGCUCGAGCUAUCUGCAUCACAAGGAGUUCAGGAUACGAUUGAUAGUUUGCUGGGUUGUUUGGUUCUUUACGGCAAUGUCUUACUACGCUCUAACGAUUAACUCCGCGAGUCUGAAAACCGAUCCCUACGUCUACGUGGCUUUGUCAGGAGUCGUCGAGGCAACCAGCUACGUGUUUCCGGUACCGUUGUUGCGCGUCGUUGGGAGGCGAACGGUGGCAACGGGUCUUCUCUUGACAGCGAGCUUUGCUCUCCUGCUCCUCUUGAUCAUCCCAACGAACAUGACGGGGUGGAAAGUGGCAGCCUCUCUUCUAGGUCGGCUUUGCGUGAGCGCCGUCUUCUCGGUCAUCAUUAUUCACGCGUUUGAAUUGUUUCCAACUGUGACCAGGAACACCGCAAUUGGAACCAGCUCCACCAUGGCGCAUGCAGGGAGCGUUUUCGCGCCUUACCUCGUCGACUUCUUUGCAAUAUACGGAUGGUUUAUUCCCUCCACAAUAUGCGGUCUGGGACUGCUUCUGGCCGGGUUUCUGACGCAAACUUUACCGGAGACGAAAGAUCUCGCCCUCUACGACACCCUGGAUGAUCUCUCGAGCAGGUGUCGAGAUCAUCCCGAAGAAAAGGUGUCCAUAAAAAAUUGUACGCUCUGCAGAUACCUCGGUAAAACUCGUACCAACGUGUAA
Messenger RNA from Neodiprion virginianus, 1211 nucleotides. RefSeq names its product organic cation transporter-like protein. The transcript is spliced from 5 exons. Lineage: Eukaryota; Metazoa; Arthropoda; Insecta; Hymenoptera; Diprionidae. The record is from RefSeq and is a predicted model, not a curated record. Gene Ontology annotation, molecular function: transmembrane transporter activity. Gene Ontology annotation, biological process: transmembrane transport. Gene Ontology annotation, cellular component: membrane. Bases 18 to 1211 code for a protein of 397 amino acids.